Alternaria alternata is the source of this 1741-nucleotide messenger RNA. Its product is annotated as t-SNARE. Gene Ontology annotation, molecular function: SNAP receptor activity; SNARE binding. The coding region runs from base 346 to 1284 and encodes 312 amino acids. Gene Ontology annotation, cellular component: endomembrane system; plasma membrane; SNARE complex. Gene Ontology annotation, biological process: intracellular protein transport; vesicle fusion; exocytosis. The record is from RefSeq and is a predicted model, not a curated record. Lineage: Eukaryota; Fungi; Ascomycota; Dothideomycetes; Pleosporales; Pleosporaceae. The transcript has 4 exons.
GUAUCUGCACGGUGCCAAAAUUAGAGUGAUCUUAGGGCACCUUCGCCGCUGCGGGCCAACGACGCGCCGCUGCUUACCAUCCCGAGUGGGCCUAGUGCAAGCGCCUCCUGCAUCUGCGCGCUCCACUCUCACACUCAGCCCCAGGAAACACUCUCCAAGCUGAAACACAUUUAUCUUCCCUCGACAGCCUUUCUCCAGCAUUGAUUCGAGCUCAAGCGCGUUUGACAUCAAUUCACCUCUGCCCUAGUCACGAGCCAACCGCUACUCUAGUGUGCUUUACGCGUUUGCAGUCGGUUGUCUCAGGAGUCUUCACAUCCACUCAUACCACACGGGGUCUGUUUCAGAAUGAGCUUUGGAAACAAAGGCUACGGCCAGAUAGGAUCAUAUGGCGGUAACCCCUACGAUUCCCGCGACCCGAGCCCGGCUGGCUACAACAACUACAACCAGGGCGGCGGCUAUGGCGAUGUAGAGAUGCAAUCCUACGGUGGUGGCGCAAGCGCGAACCCCAAUGCCAUCCUCGACGAAUGCCGCGAAGUCGACCGCGCCCUCGACGACCUCGAUGCCCAACUCAGCAACCUCGACCGAGUGUUCAAGCAGUCGCUGGCGCGGCCAGACAUGCCCUCGGGCGAAAUCAACAACCUCAGCUCCCAGAUCAUGACGGGGUACCGUGGCCUCGUGACACGCGUAAAAGCAAUUAAGUCGAAGCCCGACUCCGGCCACCCAAGAAAUGCCCCACAAGUCGGCAAGGUCGACCGCAGACUCAAGGCGACUAUCAACAAGUACCAGUCGCUCGAGUCGGAUUUCCGAAGGGAUUCGCAAGCUGCUGCCGAGCGCCAGUACCGCAUUGUGCGCCCAGACGCAACCGAACAAGAGGUCCGAGACGCAGUAGCGGACCCCGAUGCGCCCAUCUUCCAGCAGGCUCUCCUUAACUCAGACCGCCGCGGCCAAGCCUCAUCUACCCUCCGCAAUGUAAAAGAGCGCCACGAGGCCAUCCAGAACAUAGAACGUCAAAUGGUCGAACUCGCCCAACUGUUCCAAGACCUUGACCAGAUCGUCCAGGAGCAAGAACCGCUCGUUGCCAACAUUGAGCAAAAGGGCGAGGAAAUCCACGACAACGUCCAGGCUGCCAACGUCGAAAUCGAUGGUGCUAUCGUCAAGGCGCGUAGCCGUAACCGCAAGAAGUGGUGGUGCCUCCUCGUUAUCCUGCUUAUCAUCAUUAUUGUGGUCGUCAUUGCUGUGGUUGUCACACAGGUUAACAAGGCGGCUGCGAAUACUGUUGCGUAAGAGGCUGACAGGAAGUAGCUGCGAGGAGGAUUCGUGCUGCAUUAACAUGUCGCGUCCCCGACUCGGUACUCACUACAUCUCACGUCUCAGGGCACGUGAGAAUAUCGAUUGCUGUGGGACAUGGCACCACAGCCGCCGUCUCACAUCAACACCACCACAUCCACCGUCUCAUUCUCCCUUUUAGUCUUUUUUGAAAGGCUGGUCCCGUACUCAUAUGUAAUACGCCUGCCUCUCUUGGUGGAUAUGCAUACCCCUCUAGCCGCAUCUCGCUUGUCUGUCAUUUCUUCCCUUGGUCUAGGAAAAUUGGUCUUUCUGUUUUGUUUUGUGGAGGCGCUUUCACGGCGUGUUCGAUUCCCAGCGCUGGCCGAGUUGCUUUGCGCGUUUGCUUUUACACAAAUGUCUUUUUAUAGAGUCAAGCUCACGAGCUAUUGAAAUGGAAGAGGAUUGAAACCUUGAG